Xenopus laevis (African clawed frog) is the source of this 3660-nucleotide messenger RNA. It is a transcript of the gene adgrl4.S, whose product is annotated as adhesion G protein-coupled receptor L4 S homeolog. Gene Ontology annotation, biological process: adenylate cyclase-activating G protein-coupled receptor signaling pathway; cell surface receptor signaling pathway; G protein-coupled receptor signaling pathway. The transcript has 16 exons. Lineage: Eukaryota; Metazoa; Chordata; Amphibia; Anura; Pipidae. The record is from RefSeq and is a predicted model, not a curated record. Gene Ontology annotation, molecular function: transmembrane signaling receptor activity; calcium ion binding; G protein-coupled receptor activity. Gene Ontology annotation, cellular component: extracellular region; plasma membrane; membrane. The coding region runs from base 58 to 2259 and encodes 733 amino acids.
UUUCUGAACGACUUGCAUCGACUGCUUUUGGAACAAAGCUUUAAUCAGCCGUCUCAAAUGAAACAAUUAUAUUUAAUAGUGUGUAUCAUAUCAUUGCUGGGCCAGGGAUAUCAGCAAUGCUCAAUAAGCUGCCAUGUAAAUGCAAAAUGUAAAACUGAGAAUGGAGCCGUAGGUUGCUACUGCGCUAAUGGAUACACAGGGGACGGCAUCAAUUUCUGUCAAGAUGACAAUGAAUGUCAAAAUGCAACAAACAUCUGUGGUGAGAAUGCCAACUGCACAAAUACAGAUGGUGGCUACUACUGCACAUGUGUGCCUGGUUUUUAUUCAAGUGGAGCUGAAAGAUUUGUGACUAAUGAUGGAACCUACUGUACUGAUGAAGAUGAAUGUAAUGCAAAAAAUUGUGGAUACAAUGCUGAGUGCAAGAACACUGCUGGAGGAUACGAUUGUUUCUGCAAGGAAGGUUAUCAACCAUCCUCUGGAAGAUUGCUGUUUAAAGCAGAUGAUGGUACUUAUUGCCAGGAAAGCUACAAGCUCAGAUGCCAUUUGGAUGACUCCUGCAUAUCUUUUAGUAUUAAUAAAACCAUUAGUCAAGUGACCACAAUUAAGGAACCCAAUGCUAUUCUAAAUGAAAUUCAGAGAAAUACUGCAAGAGAACUCCUGCCCAUUGAUGUAAUUUCAUUUGUUGAAGUGCUGGCUGCAAGCUCAUCAUUAUUGAGUACUGUUAAUAACAGUGUACUGAACAAGGAGAAUGCUACUAUCAUAACAUUUGUUAAAACAGUGAACAAUUUUGUUGAAAAGGAUAAAAUAAAAGUUUGGAAAAAUCUCCGAGAUGAUAGCAGAAUAAAAAGCAUAACAAAACUUAUGCAUACAACAGAGCACACAGCCCUGGAAAUGUCCCAGAACUUUAAAAAGACAACACAGCUCAGUAUCAAUGCAAGUGAUAUGGCUCUCAAACUGUUUACCUUUGACUCUAACCACAUGAAACAUACCCACCCGCAUGUAUUUAUUGAAGGUGACAGUAUAAAGAUUUCGUCAAAGAAAAAGGAAUCAUCACUCUCAAACGGAACAGUAGCUAUUGUAUUUUUGCGGUAUGAGAACAUAGGUGUUUUACUUGGGUCGAAUGCCAAUACUAGUAUUAAGGAACAUGAUUCUGUGGAUCAAAGGGCAUUGGUAAAUUCCCCUGUUAUAGCUGCAGCUAUCAAGUCAAAUCCCCCAACACUGUAUCAGCUUGAGAAGAUAACAUUCAUUCUUAAACAUAGAGAGAUAUUUUCAGAUGUUGGUGCCACAAAAUGUGCCUUUUGGAGUUACAAAGAAGAAACUAUGAAUGGGGAAUGGUCUACUAAUGGCUGUGAAGUAUUGGCUUCCAACUCGACACACACAUCAUGCAGGUGUAACCAUCUUACACAUUUUGCUAUUCUGAUGUCUUCCUCAAGUCGCAACCAAGUGGCCUCUCACCAUAGUGUAUUAACAAGAAUUACUCAGCUUGGGAUAAUCAUUUCACUGAUCUGUCUCUCCCUGUGCAUUUUUACAUUUCUGUUCUUCAGUGAAAUUCAAAGCACAAGGACAACUAUUCACAAGAACCUUUGCUGUGCAUUAUUUUUGGCUGAACUUCUAUUUAUUAUUGGAAUAAACAUGACCAAGAAUAAGCUAUUCUGUGCAGUAGUUGCUGGAUUGCUGCACUACUUUUUCCUCGCCGCCUUUGCUUGGAUGUGCAUCGAGGGAAUUCAUCUCUAUCUCAUUGUGGUUGGCGUUAUUUACAAUAGAGGAUUUCUGCACAAGAAUUUUUAUAUCUUUGGAUAUUGUAGCCCAGCUGUAGUUGUUGGAAUUUCUGCAAUUUUGGGAUAUAAAUAUUAUGGAACUGAUAAAGUAUGUUGGCUGAGUACAGAAAAUAAUUUUAUAUGGAGUUUUAUUGGACCUGCCUGUCUCAUCAUUCUUGUCAAUCUGAUGGCAUUUGGAGUGAUAAUUUACAAAGUGUUCCGGCAUACUGCAAUGUUAAAACCUGAAGUUACAUGUUAUGAAAACAUAAGGUCAUGUGCAAGAGGAGCUCUAGCCCUUUUAUUCCUUCUUGGUGCUACUUGGAUGUUUGGAGUUCUCCACGUUGUUAAUGGUUCAUUGGUCACUGCCUAUCUUUUCACCAUCUCCAAUGCAUUUCAAGGGAUGUUUAUCUUUAUAUUUCUCUGUGUCUUAUCCAAAAAAAUACAAGAAGAAUAUUACAGGUUAUUCAAAAAUGUUCCAUGCUGUUUCACAUGUCUAAGAUAAGCACACAGACAAUUCUUGAAUACUGGAGCAAAAAGAUUCUAUUAACUGAAGAAAAGAAAUCAGCAUUGUUCAAGUCCUAAAAAAAAUAAUGUUGUAUAUUGAAGUAAACUGGUCUUCCAUUGUAAAAUUAUGAAUACAUAAUUAUUAUAAAUGUUAUAGACAACAUCACAUUCUAAAGCUGUUGUUGAUCUAUGGCAGAUGUUCAUUGCCUUCCUGACAGUUUUUUUCGGAGCAAAACUCGAUUUUGGGUCGUUCCUAUUAGAUUGUGAGUACAAUCGAAUUCCUUAGAGUUAAAAAAAAUUCACAUAACUUCAAAAUUUGACCUUUGAUAAAUAACCUCCUAAGUAUAAAAUACACGAAAACCAUUAAUACAAAACUUUGCCGGGUAAAAGUUGUUGAGGUCAAUGGGAGCUUUUUUAACCGCUUAAAUCAAUUCCGGCUUUUUUUUUUUUUGCUGUGCAUUUUUAUGUUUUCAUGUUUUAAAAUUAAUUUUCAGCUCGUACUUUUUAUUUGGAUUUUUUAUUAAAUCUCACGACAUUCGUCAUUUUAGAAGGCUGUUUAUAACACGUUUUAGAUGCACAUUUGAGGCAAAUUAUGUUAAUUAACACAGUAAAUUAUAAUAAAAAAAUAUAAGGUAUUUCUGGGCGAUGUUUUUUAUGGCACAUAAAUAAUUUCACUAAAUCCAGAAAGAAAUUCUAGAAAGAGUUCAAUUUAACUUGAAUUUAUAUCUACAGGAUUUCUCCAAAAUUGAUUGUUUCAAAAUCAUUCCUGGGAUAGAAUAACACACUAGAUUUAGUUAUCAUAUGAGACAAAUGCAGUAUGUUUGCUUCACUUAAGAGAUGAGCAUUAAAACAUAUUGAAAAGUAAUAGUUGGGCAACAGAAACACUGUUUUCUGAAUGAAUCCCUAAGAUGAUAUAAUGAGACAGAUACCUGAAAAUCUACUUAUCUGAUAGUUCAUAAAAAGAUGCUUUUGUUAAGUUGGACACAUGGAGAAAGCACAUGUACUGUUGGGCAUAUUAUAGCACUGAGAGGACUUGGAGAAUCUGAAACAUAUUCAAUUUUAUAUUGACAAAGUUCCCCAUAUUAAGCCAUCUUCUGGUGUUAUUGUUAAAUUUGGUUAUUUUUUUAAAUUUUCAAAUAUAAUAAUUACAAAAGAAAGUGCAUUUUACAUGAUAUUGUCAAGGCAAGAAUGCUAUUUAAUUGUUCAUAGACUAAUAUUACAGGAUACAAUUAAAGAAAGCUAGAUUUAGCACAAAUUACUAUAAAUUAUAUUUUGUGUAGUGUUGGUCAAUAUGGUUUUUUACUUUCAUGCUUUGAGGAAUAAGUAAUAAUACUGAACAUUUUUGUCUAUUUUUUGUAAAAGUGUAAAAUAUAUUGAAUACAAAUAUAAUAAAGCUGUA